This is a messenger RNA of Cercocebus atys (sooty mangabey), 2092 nucleotides long. RefSeq names its product ATP synthase, H+ transporting, mitochondrial Fo complex, subunit s (factor B) (gene DMAC2L). NCBI's taxonomy places the organism in Eukaryota, Metazoa, Chordata, Mammalia, Primates, Cercopithecidae. The record is from RefSeq and is a predicted model, not a curated record. The transcript is spliced from 6 exons. Bases 139 to 738 code for a protein of 199 amino acids.
GCGAAGGGCAGGCCAGUGCGCCGCAGACGCGCGGACGGGGGCUGGCUCCCUCCUUCCAACGCUCAAACAAAUAAAAAAACCCCAAGAACAAGAAACAGGAGUGACUUGCACAAUAAUUGUUGAGUGGCAAAUCAAAUAAUGCUCUUUGGAAAAGUUUCCCAGCAGUUGUGUGGCAUAAAGAAACUCCCAUGGUCAUGUGAUUCCAGAUACUUCUGGGGCUGGUUGAAUGCAGUGUUUAAUAAGGUGGAUUAUGAUCGCAUCAGGGAUGUUGGCCCUGACAGGGCAGCAUCCGAGUGGUUGCUGCGCUGUGGGGCCAUGGUGCGCUACCAUGGCCAGGAGAGGUGGCAGACGGAUUACAACCACCUUCCAACAGGCCCUCUGGACAAAUACAAGAUUCAGGCGAUCGACGCCAGCAACUCUUGUAUCAUGAGCAUUGGAUUUGAUCACUUGGUGGGCCUACAGCAUGUUGAAAAAAUAAGGCUGUGCAAGUGUCAUUAUAUCGAGGAUGACUGUUUGCUGAGACUUGGUCAACUUGAAAAUUUACAAAAAAGCAUAUUGGAAAUGGAAAUAAUAUCCUGUGGGAAUAUCACAGACAAAGGCAUCAUUGCUUUGCGUCAUUUAAGAAACCUCAAAUAUUUGUUGUUAAGUGAUCUUCCCGGAGUAAGAGAAAAAGAAAAUCUUAUCCAAGUCUUUGAGACAGCACUGCCCUCUCUGGAACUAAAAUUACAAUUGAAGUAAAAUAAUGUGUCUUAUUUCAGUAUAAAGGAUCAUUUGAAACUGUUGAUUCUAAACAUCAACUAAUAUUAUAUAGUCAUCAGUAGAAUUAUAAGGAUGCCAUAUCAUGACAUUUUAGAAGUGGAGAGUGCAUCAUAUUUAGAAAAUGAAUAUUCAGACGUGACUCACUAAUGUUACUAAGUUGGAAGUGAGAAUUUAUGUACAUUAAUUCAUUUUAAGAAAAGUGCAGCCGGGCGCGGUGGCUCAUGCCCAUAAUCCCAGCACUUUGAGAGGCCAAAGUGGGCAGAUCACCUGAGGUCAGGAGUUCGAGACCAACCAUGGCCAACAUGGUGAAACCCCGUCUCUACUAAAAAUACAAAAUUAGCUGGGUGUGGUGGUCCACGUUUGUAAUCCCAGCUACUCUGGAGGCUGAGGCAGGAUAAUUACUUGACUUGGGAGGUGGAGGUUGCAGUGACCCGCAAUUGCGCCACUGCACUCUAUCCUGGGCGACAGAGCGAGACUCUGUCUCAAAAAAAAAAAAAAAGAAAAAAGAAAAAGAAAAAUGCAAAGUAGGUAACAUUUUAAUUCUAAUAUAUUCAUUUAAUAUGUAAAUCUAUAGAUAUCUCUUGAUGUAGAUAUUUAUUUAGAAUCCUUUAAAGUUAUUUGUACAACAGAUGUUUUUAUUAGUAAUUUACAUUAAAUUUAACUUUAAAGUUAGUGAAGCAUACUACCAUAAAUGCACAAUUAUGAAAAAUUAGAAGCUAAAUUACAGAUUCAUUGAUGGCGUCAAUUAUGCAUAGUGGUCAAUGGUUGUUGAAGCAUGCAUUUCAUAUUGCUUCCCCGGAUUUGCAUGCAUUUCCCAUGAUCCUGCAUUCUGGUGUUCUUGAUAGCAUACAGACUUUCUCAGAAUCAACAGUUGCUGCUUAAUUUGUCUAUUUUGUAAGCUUAGGCUACUAUUUUAUUAAAACUGGACAGAUACUUGGCUGAAUACAAAUAGUUUUGCAGAUUGCAAUAUAAUAAAGGAAACAAUAAUAAAAACCAGUAGGCUAUGCUUAGGUUUUUCUUAAAACUUAAAACUGCUUUAGGCUGGGUGCCGUGGCUCAUGCCUGUAAUCCCAGUGCUUUGGGAGGCUGAGGUGGGAGGAUCACUUGAGACCAGGAGUUUGAGACCAAUUUGGGCAACACAGAGAGACCCCAUCUCUAUAAAAAAUUUUAAAAAUUAGCCAGGCGUGGUGGUGUACACCUGUAAUCUCAGAUACUUGGGAGGUUGAGGUGGUAGGAUCGCUUGAGCUCAGGAGUUUGAGGCUGCAGUAAGCUAUGAUCACGGCCACUGAACACCAGCGUGGUAGCCUGGGUGAAAGACAGAGACCCUGUCUCUU